Molecule: messenger RNA, 1167 nt
Organism: Salvia miltiorrhiza (redroot sage)
Lineage: Eukaryota; Viridiplantae; Streptophyta; Magnoliopsida; Lamiales; Lamiaceae
Exons: 1
Coding region: 1-1167 (388 amino acids)
Source: RefSeq, a predicted model, not a curated record
AUGGAACGGCUUCUUAUUCUACGCUCCGUUACCCAUCACCACUAUCGUCGUGAUAGUGAAUAUUUGUCGGCACUCACUCCUUCUGGGCACGUGGAUUAUGACCAUGAAAAUCUCAUCCUCCCCUUCUCCUGCUUAUCUCCCGUAACGGGUAUCAGCGCCGGCGGAUUAGUAUACUUAUUCGAUAUCCACGAGGGCAAGAGCGUGAUCUGCAAUCCAACGACCAAAACUCUGAAAUUUCUCCAUCGGCGGGAGCUGCCAUCUCCCCCAGCCAUGAUUUCUUGCUUUAGUAGCGCCUUCGCUUACCACGAUGCAUCCGAUGACUACAAAGUUGUAAGAUUUUUCUCGUAUUAUGAACCUGAGGUGCCACGUCCCGACUUUCAUAAAGCUGAGUUGUUUUCACUGAAAGGAGAUUUCUGGAAGGAGCUUCAGCCCCCUCUUAUGAAUGGUGAGAUGCUUCGAGCAAGUUCCUGUGGCGUCUAUGUUAAUGGGGUUUGCUAUUGGUCGACUAAAGAUGGGCUUUACGUUCUGUCGUUUGAUUUAAGCAGUGAACGUUUCUCCCCCUUUGAUUUACCACAAUUGGGGAAAAAGGACAUGCGUUAUAAUCUUUUGAAUGUUGGUGGCAAAUUGGGCGUUUCCAUCCAGAAACUAUCCUUUAAGUUUGGGAUUGUUACUACUCUUCCUAUUUUUAUGUGGAGUGAGAGGAUGUGGAUUCCUUUGUUUAGUGUUGUUAAUGUUUGUGAUGUUGAGAGGCCGCUGUUGAUUAGUGGGAAUAGAUUUUUAUUUCUUUCCAAGAGAAUUCCGCGAUAUCAAACUCAGCUGGUAGUUUAUGAUCUGGAAACAAAAGAGUCGAAGGAACUGGAGAUAUAUGAUUUCCUAAAGGAGAUGAAGAUAUUUAGUUAUGUUGAGAGCCAAGUUCCACUAAAACAUUCAAUACCAAUGAAUGUGUAUUGCAGAUCCUACGAGUUUGAGCAGUUUGAGGAGAAGAAGAGGAAGAGAGAGAAGUGGGAGGUGUGGAUAUCAGAAAAGUUUCGGGAGAGGAAGAGAGAGGAGUGGGAGAAAUGGAGGAAGGAGAGAAACAUGAGGAUGUAUAUAAUUAUGAAGAGUAAUCACCCAUUUUGGAUGAUGAUGUUCAGGCGGAAUAUGAGGUUGAGGCGCUAUCUCGACUGA